AUGGUCCCUGGCCAAGCACAGAUUUAUUUGUUUCAGGAAUCAGUGACAUUUGAGGAUGUGGCCGUGGACUUCACCUGGGAGGAGUGGGGCUACCUGGACACCUCCCAGAAGGAGCUUUACUGGGAGGUGAUGCUGGAGAACUACAGGAACCUGGUCAGCCUGGGCCUUGCUGAUUCCAAUGUGGAGGUGAUCUCUCAGGUGGAGUCAGGGGAAGCACAUGGGAUUCCAGUGGAUAGUGUCCUAAGAAGCUGCAGGCCAGAUGGGGAUGGGAAGCCUCAGACCGAGGAGUCAACUCCAAAGUUGAGUUUUUCUAUGGAAACCUUAUCCCACCCAAAGCUCUUGCGGGAUGACCCAUGCAUCUCCAAAAUGAAAAAAGCCUGGAAGUAUUGUGGCAGGUUAAAGAAAGAGCAGAGUAAUGAGGAGAAACUUUCUAGACAAGGAAAAGUCAUCCAAACAGAAACUGCUGAUGCGGUCAGAGGCUCUGAAAGCAGGAGAUACAGCAAAACCUCGAGCCCAGAGCCACAUCAGGGAGUGUCUGUAGUAAUGGAUCCCCAUAAGAGUGAUAACCAGAGAAGGAGCUUGGAGUCAGACCAAAGACGAUGUAAUCGAAUCCAUUCACAGAAGAACUAUUCUGAGGUUAACCGCAUUAGAAAACAUGGAAUUCAUGCUGAAGAGGAAUUUCGUGAAAGUGGGGAUUCUUUCCUUUUAAAAAAUGAACUCACUUUACACCAGCGAAUUCAUACAGGAAAAAAGUGUUCUGAGUUGACUAAAUGUGGGAAGACAUCGUGUCAGAAGGCAGAUGGUACUCACCAGGCUCUUAUCAAGAGUCAAAACAAGUCCUAUAAAUGCAGUGAAUGUGGAAAGGUCUUCUGGCGGAAGCGAUUUCUUACAGAGCACUACAGAAUCCAUAGUGGAGAAAGACCUUUUAAAUGCAGUGACUGUGGAAAGGCCUUUUACCGGAAGACAAGUCUUAUGCAACAUUGUAAGAUUCAUUCUGGAGAAAAACCUUUUAAAUGCAAUGAUUGCGGGAUUUCUUUUUCUCGGCGCACAACACUUACUCGACAUCAAAGAACUCAUACUAGAGAGAGACCUUAUGAAUGUAAUGAAUGUGGGAAGUCAUUCCAUUCAAACUCUAGUCUUUUUCAGCACCUUAGAACUCAUCCUGGAAUAAAAUCUUAUCAGUGCAAUGUAUGUGGGAAGGCAUUUUCUCAGAAGUGUGAUAUUACUAGCCACAAUCUCGGUCAUACUGGAGAGAAACCAUUUGAAUGCAGUGUAUGUGGGAAGGCAUUCCAAUCAAACUCUAACCUUACUCAUCACCAGAGUACUCAUACAGGAAUAAAACCUCAUCAAUGCCGUGUAUGUGGGAAGGUAUUCUCUAAGAAGUGUCGUCUCACCAGCCACAGUCUUAUUCAUACUGGAGAGAAACCAUAUGAAUGCAGUGUAUGUGGGAAGGCCUUCAGAUCAAGCUCUAACCUUACUCAUCACCAGAGAACUCAUACAGGAAUAAAACCUCAUCAAUGCAGUGUUUGUGGGAAGGCUUUCUCUACGAAGUUUGGUCUUACCAAACACGGUCUUAUUCAUACUGGAGAGAAACCAUAUGAAUGCAGUGUGUGUGGGAAGGCAUUCUCCAAGAAGUUUGGUCUUACCAAACACAGUCUUAUUCAUACUGGAGAGAAACCAUUUGAAUGUAGUGAUUGUGGAAAGACAUUCCGAUCAAGCUCUAACCUUACUCAUCACCAGAGAACUCACACAGGAAUAAAACCUCAUCAAUGCAGUGUAUGUGGAAAGGCAUUCUCUCGGAAAUCUGGUCUUACAAAACACUGCAGAAUUCAUACGGGAGAGAAACCUUUUAAAUGCAAUGAAUGUGGGAAAGUCUUUUUCUGGAGCACAUCACUGACUGAACACCAGAGAAGUCACACUGGAGAGAAACCCUAUGAAUGCAAUAAAUGUGGGAAGACAUUCCAGUCAAGUUCUAGCCUUUCCAAGCACCAUAGAACUCAUACAGGAAUAAAACCUCAAGAACUCAGUGUUUGUGGGAAGGCAUUCUCUCAGAAGUCUGGUCUUACAAAACACAGUAGUAUUUAUACUGGAGAGAAACGUUUUAAAUGCGUUGAAUGUGGAAAAGUCUUUUUCUGGAGCACAGCACUGACUCAACAUCAGAGGACUCACACUGGAGAGAAAACCUGUGGAGGCAGUGAAUGUGGAAAGGCCUCCCCCCAGAAUGCAGGGCUUCUCUCACAUAAGAGAAUACAUGCCCGAGAGAAAUCUUAGUAAUAUUAUAAACUUGGGAAGGUAUUCACCCAGAUCACAGCACUUACUCAACUUUAUAGAACUCGUGAUGGAGAGAAGGGUCAUUUAUGUCAUCAUUGAAGCAAAACACUGGUGGGAUAAUCCAGAUUAUAAUGUAAUUGGGAAGUAUUUAA
This is a messenger RNA of Vombatus ursinus (common wombat), 2423 nucleotides long. RefSeq names its product zinc finger protein 345-like. The coding region runs from base 1 to 2271 and encodes 756 amino acids. Gene Ontology annotation, molecular function: DNA-binding transcription factor activity, RNA polymerase II-specific; RNA polymerase II cis-regulatory region sequence-specific DNA binding. The record is from RefSeq and is a predicted model, not a curated record. The transcript has 3 exons. Lineage: Eukaryota; Metazoa; Chordata; Mammalia; Diprotodontia; Vombatidae. Gene Ontology annotation, biological process: regulation of DNA-templated transcription.